AUGGAGAACUCCUGGGUGGUCAAAAUUGAUGCUGACCAAGAUGAGACUAUUCUCGUAAAAGUCUCACCCGUACAUGGCAAAACGCCGCUGGACCUGGAUUUACUCGCUACAAACGGCGACAGAGUGUUCGAGGGCAAGGUGAGAAGUCGAAGUUUGGACAAGCUGCGUGCCAACGCAUAUCGUGGGCCCGGCGAGGAAUGGGAGUCCAUCUUGGAGCACGUCCUAGUCGACGGAAAGACCGCCAGCUUAGAUGCUGCAGUACGGCAAAGCUUACAGGACAUUACCCAACAGCUAGGGUCUAUAGAUCUUGCACAUACCGAGGAUGAUUCCGGUGUGGACUUAUGGGCCUGGGCUAACCAGCUAGCCGACCAACGCGACGAGGCCCGGACCAAGGUAGCGUCACAAGGAGAACAAGCUGGGACCGAAGCCAGACAUUUGAAUGCACUUCAGAAACAGCUCGACGAUCUCACUAAGUCCAAGGCCGAGCACGAGAAGGAAUUGAUGGCUAAGUUUGCCAUGUUGCUCAACGAGAAGAAAUUCGAGCUCCACCGCCUACAACGCGUCCUUGCGUCGGCACAAGUCGAUCCAAAGCAGCUCGAAGCGCUCCAGAAUCAGAAAUCAGGUAGCAAGCGCGAGAAGAAGCGUGCUGCUGCGGAGACUAGUGAGGAUGAGUCAGACGCAUUCGAGGACCAGGCCAUGGAUGUCGACAAAGCCAAUCAAAGUGGCAGCGAAGAAGCUGCGCAGGCCACAGACGACGGCGGCAGCACCACGGACGAGGACGUCGAUCUUGAUCCCCCUGCGACUUCUCAGACGGAGCCCGCCCGAAAGAUCACAACUUCGGCGCACAACGGCAAGGGCAAAGAACCAGCCACGUUACCGCCAACCAGAGAUCUGCCCUUCAGUCGCAGAAACCAAGCCUCUCCGAAGGAGAAAGAGCCGGCCAAACCUCCAGCACAGGUCGAUAACGGCGACGAGGAAACUGAGAGCGAAGCUGAUGAGUUAUGA
Molecule: messenger RNA, 1005 nt
Organism: Cyphellophora attinorum
Lineage: Eukaryota; Fungi; Ascomycota; Eurotiomycetes; Chaetothyriales; Cyphellophoraceae
Exons: 3
Coding region: 1-1005 (334 amino acids)
Biological process (GO): DNA recombination; double-strand break repair
Cellular component (GO): nucleus
Molecular function (GO): DNA binding
Source: RefSeq, a predicted model, not a curated record